UGUACGCGCAUGCGCAGUAGAGCGAGUGAGUGUGUGUAACGCACGACAGUACGCAUAAAGCAGCAAGGACAAUAAAUAAAGUAUACUUGUACCUGAAACUUGUGUGAUUAUUGUGAAUACCCGAAUAUUACAAGUGGCGACGAGGAAGAAGAACUUGAGUGCCAAGAAGUAAAUAAACAGAUCAUCUAAAUGGCUCAACUAGCCUCGACGCUGACAAGUCUCAAUUGUUUUGAUUGUGACGGUGACCCAGCUUCUGUAGGCACACGCUGGGAAAAAUGGAAGAGAGCACUGGAAAUAUAUCUAUUAGCUUUGAACAUAGAUAAACCAGCAAAUAAAAGAGCAACGCUCCUACACACCGGAGGACUAACUUUACAGGAUAUCUAUUAUAAUAUACCAGGAGCACACGUGGAUGAAGCAGAAGGAGUAGACGUCUACAAGGUCGCACUUAAUAAAUUAGAUGAAUAUUUUUCACCAAAACAAAGCAAGGUUUAUGAAAGACAUCUAUUUAGACUGAUAAAACAAGAAGAGAGUGAAAAAUUUGAAAAAUUCCUACUCAAAUUAAGAAACCAAGCAAACAAGUGUAAGUUUACAAACAUUGAAGAACACCUAAUAGACCAAAUAGUAGAGAAAUGCAAUUCAACGGAGUUACGGAAAAAAAUACUAUCAACAGGAGACAACAUGACACUCGACCAGAUUAUUAGUGAAGCAAACGCGUUGGAAGCAGUCAGCAGACAACUAGAAGUCUUUAAUAAAAAAGACUUAAGUCAUCAAGAACGAAAUAAUAAUGAAAUCAACAAAUUAGACUUUAAAAAGUACAAAAGUUCAAAUAAACAAGCAAAUAAUAGGAAUGCCGACGAGACUUGCUCAAGAUGCGGCAGCAACAAGCAUUCACAGUAUGACAAGAAAUGUCCAGCAAGAGAUAAAAGAUGUCUCAAAUGCAAUCUCUUUGGCCACUUCAGAGAAUAUUGCAGGACAAAACAAAAGAGAAAGAUAUUUGAAAAAAAGACAGAAACUAGACCUAACAAACAUAAGCAAGAAGACACUAAAACUGAAGAAGUAGACUAUAUUUUCCAUCUGGAUGAGGACUCGGUUAUAAAUUGUUUAGUGGGAGGAAUAAAGAUUGAAAUGCUAAUCGACUCAGGAAGCAAGUGCAAUGUUAUCACCGAUAAGACCUGGAAAUAUCUAAAGGAACACGAGGUAAAGGCUUAUCAACAAAUAAAAAAGCCAGAUAAAGUACUUCUGCCAUAUGGAAGUAAAAAACCUUUAGACAUUAUUGGAUCAUUUCAAGCAGAUAUCACCAUUAACACCAAUAAUUCCCCACGGAGAGCGACUUUCUACGUUAUUCGCAAUGGGACGCGAAACCUACUAGGGAAAAAUACCGCAAUCGAGCUAGGGGUACUGCAAAUCGGUCUUCAAAUAAACGCCAUCCAACCACUUCCGAAGUUCAAAGACGUCAAAAUUACAAUACCAAUAGACAAAACCGUCAAACCGGUAAUCCAACCAUAUAGAAGGAUACCGAUUCCUUUAGAAAAUAAAGUUAACGAAAAACUGGCAGAACUGAAGGAUUCCGACAUCAUUGAAAAGGUUCACGGACCUUCACCAUGGGUAUCGCCGAUGGUACCUGUAUUAAAAGAAAACGGCGAAGUACGUAUUUGCAUCGACAUGCGACGUGCCAAUAAAGCAAUAAUAAGAGAAAACCACCCAUUGCCUACGAUGAACGAGAUGCUACCAAACUUUAGACAAGCGAAAUAUUUCUCCCGAUUAGACAUAAAAAACGCAUUUCAUCAAGUAGAGAUAGACCCUGAUUCUCGGUACAUAACAACUUUCAGCACCAGCAAAGGGCUUUUCCGAUAUAAAAGACUAAUGUUUGGGAUAUCCUGCGCCCCAGAGAUAUUUCAAAAGGUUCUUGAAAGAAUGCUUCUAGGAUGCGAAGGCACAUCAAACUUCAUCGACGAUAUAAUUGUGUACGGACAAGAUGAACUUUCCCAUGAUAAAAGGCUGAAAAAAGUAUUGGAAGUCCUGAAGGAAAAUGACGUUCUGCUGAACGAGAGGAAGGGCAUUUAUAAAACCAAAAAGGUGGAAUUUCUAGGACAUGAAUUAUCGGAGGAAGGUAUAAAACCCCUAGGAAAAUACAUAAAAGUAAUACAAACCAGUCGAUGCCCUACAACCAUCGAAGAGCUCCAGAGUUUCCUAGGUUUGGUGAAUUUCGUAGGUAAAUGGAUACCGAACCUGGCUACCUUAACAGAACCGUUCAGGAAAUUACUACGCUUAAAAUUAAACAAAACAACAAAUAUUCAAAAAUACUGGACAUCAGAUCAAAAUAUAGCGUUCCAAGACCUAAAAGAAAGCCUAUCAAAAAUAAAAACGCUUGGUUAUUACAACCCGGACGAUAAAACGCAAGUAAUAGCAGAUGCUUCCCCAGUCGGUUUGGGAACAGUACUCAUUCAGAUCGAUUCCAAUGGCCCCAGAAUAAUAGCAUACGGGAGCAAAAGCCUUACAGACUGCGAAAAAAGAUAUUGCCAAACAGAGAAAGAAGCACUAGCUCUCGUGUGGGCAGUGGAACACUUUAAAAUAUAUCUCUUCGGGAAAGAAUUUGAACUCAUUAGUGACCACAAACCCCUGGAGAUAAUAUUUGGACAGAGAUCCAAACCAUGUGCCAGAAUAGAAAGGUGGGUUUUGAGACUACAGGCGUUUAAAUAUAAAGUCAUUUAUCAACCAGGCAAAUCCAACAUCGCGGAUCCAUUAUCAAGAUUAUGCAAGACAAACACACUAAAACCAUUUGACAACGAAAAUUAUAUAAAUCAGAUUGUCGAAUAUAGCACACCAAUCGCAGUACCGCUGAAAGAAAUCGAAGCCGCUUCUUCAAUCGACGGAGAAAUCCUAAAAGUAAAAAAUGGCGUAUAUAACAACAGCUGGGACGAAUCGGUUAGAAACUAUAAAAUUUUUCAAGCGGAGUUAUGCUUCAAUGAAGACAUUCUUUUACGAGGCAAUAAAAUAGUCAUCCCACCACCAUUACGACAAAGAGUAUUAGAAGCCGCUCAUGAAGGACACCCGGGAAUAGUUGCAAUGAAGAAUCGACUUAGAACGAAAGUAUGGUGGCCGAAAAUAGAUAAGGACGCGGAGAACAUGGUUAAAUCAUGCAAAGGGUGUACACUAGUCUCUGCCCCUAAUCCACCAAACCCCAUGAGAAGAAGGGAACUUCCGAGCAUGCCAUGGAUAGAUGUAGCAAUAGAUUUUUUGGGCCCCUUGCCCAGUAAUGAUUACUUACUAGUCAUCGUAGAUUAUUACAGUAGAUAUAAAGAGAUAAAAGUUACAAGAAAUAUAACGGCAAUAGACACGAUCAGAAUCCUGAAAGAAAUUUUCUCACGGUUGGGGUUUCCCGCGACUCUAACUUGUGACAAUGGAAACCAACUCACAAGCGAAACAUUUAAAAAAUACUGCACUGAAUGCGGGAUUAAGCUAUAUCACACCAUACCAUAUUGGCCUCAAAUGAAUGGAGAGGUAGAGAGACAAAAUAGAGAUAUACUAAAAAGACUCAAGAUUAGUCAACUAGAGAAAAAGACUGGAAGGAACAAAUAUUUACAUACUUAAUGAUGUACAAUAGCACACCUCAUCUUACAACAGGGAAAUCGCCGUCGGAAUUAUUUUAUCAAAGACAAUUUCGAGACAAAAUACCAGCUAAGAUGGACAUUGAAAAUAAAAUAAUAGACCAAGAAGUAAGAGACAAGGAUAGAGAGAUGAAAGAAAUAGGAAAAGAAUACGGAGACCGGAAGAGAAAAGCUGCAGAUAACAACUUGGAAGUAGGAGAAAAGGUAUAUGCAAGAAAUAUCAAUAAAGAGAAUAAAUUAACUUCGAACUUUAAUCCUACCACCCACACGGUAACAGAAGUAAAUGGAGGAGAUAUCAAAAUAAAAAACGACUCUACGGGUAAAGAGUUUAGAAGAAAUAUUAUGCACCUGAAAAAAGUAAAUGGAGAAUGGGAGAUAAUAAAUGAAAUACAGAUGUACUAAUUAUAAUGUACGAAUCUAUUCUAUCUUACUAUAACUUUA
This is a messenger RNA of Nylanderia fulva, 4049 nucleotides long. The record is from RefSeq and is a predicted model, not a curated record. NCBI's taxonomy places the organism in Eukaryota, Metazoa, Arthropoda, Insecta, Hymenoptera, Formicidae.